UCCUACCAGCCACAUUUUGUUUUGUUGUCGUGCGUGAACUUUUUCUCGAAGGAAGAUUUUUUGAUAAAAAUUUUGUGAACGCCAGCGAAAAUUACAUCCUCUAUAGUGAUCAUUACAUAAAUUUUAGUGCUUCCAGCUUCAACGAUUUUGAUUCUCAUCUGCAAUAUAAAACAUGCCUGGCCAUGUCUCGUCAUCGAAAUAUUAGAACUUUAGACUAUUCUGAAGAAUAUGAUUAUGACGAAGUUUUUGGACACUCUGUAGAAGAGGAUUGCAUCCUCUCUCCUAGUGAACAGGCCUUCAUCUACGACCGCUCACGCAGGAACCAGCCACCAGCAUAUUUCCACGAUCAGGAAACUGUGAAAGAGGAGGAAGAGGAAGAGUCGGAGUCAGCGCCCGCAGAAUCUGCUGUAAAAAAUCUCAGCGAUCUAGAAACUGCUAAACUACAAUCCUGUUUGGAUGAGAUCAGGAGUAUCAUAGGUGAUAUUGAAUCGGAUGAAACGAUCUCGCAAAUUGUCAUCAAUAAUGGAUUCGAUGUGCAUAAAACUCUUGAUGUUAUUUUGAAAAGGAAUGACAAUGCACCAACAACUCUAGAGCCUUUGAAACGUCAGGAAGUCCCAAGGGUCAAAACUCCAAUAACAGUUUCCAGCAAUGCAGCACCUAGUGAUGAGAGCAUUCCUGCAGAGGCUACUGUUCCAACGAUCACCGUCGCAACGCCCAGUAAAGCAUCUAAUAUAAUCAAGGGUUUCAGUGUUCCAAAUCAGUCAGGCGGCUCCAAACUUAACCUAAAAGAUGGCUUUCAUUCUCCUCGACCUCAGUCACCAGCCUCAGGAAGAUCAAGCCCAUUUGAUGGCAAAAGUCAAGAAGAAAAAUCUGUACCUAAAUUUGAAAAACUCGCCAGGAACUUCAAUGUCAAAGAGAAAUGGAUGGAGGAUCGUGGUGACAGCAAAGAAAACCUCCAUAUGGUUGUCGUAGGACACGUGGACGCUGGUAAAAGCACACUGGUUGGCCACCUGAUGGUUAAAAUGGGUCUAGUGUCGUCAAAAGUUCUCCACAAGUACGAGCAAGAAAGCAAGAAACUUGGAAAACAAUCUUUCAUCUAUGCGUGGAUUAUGGAUGAAACAGGAGAAGAGAGGAACCGAGGUAUUACGAUGGAUAUUGGGUUUACCCAGUUAGAAACGAAAACAAAAACAAUUACGAUUCUGGAUGCUCCUGGCCACAAGGAUUUCAUUCCCAACAUGAUAACAGGUGCAACUCAAGCAGAUGUCGCGUUGCUGGUUGUGGACGCAACAAAAGGGGAGUUCGAAACUGGUUUCGAAAGCGGAGGCCAAACACGAGAACAUGCACUUCUGAUCAGAUCUUUAGGAGUCACUCAGCUGGGAGUUGUUAUCAAUAAACUAGACACUGUGAAUUGGUCAGAAGAUCGAUUUAAUGAAAUCGUAGCACUAUUGAAAAACUUUUUGAAGCAAGCAGGAUUUAAAGAUUCAGAUGUAUGUUAUGUCCCUUGUUCUGGCAUGAGUGGGGAAAAUUUGACAACUCGCUCUAAUGACCCGCAGUUUGCGUGGUACCAAGGACCAACUUUAUUAGAUGUUUUAGAGAACUUCAAAUGUCCAGAGAGAUCAAUCGAAAAGCCUUUUAGAAUGACUGUCAAUGAUAUAUAUAAAGGGACUGGCUCUGGAUUUUGCGUCUCAGGUCAAAUAGAAACUGGUGCUCUAUUAGUGAACGAUAAAGUGCUAGUUCAGCCGCAGAAUGAAUUAGCGUCCGUAAAAGGUUUGACGAUCGAUGAACUUCCUAUUCAGACCGUUUAUGCAGGAGACAGUGUCAGUAUAACACUUGCUAAUUUUGACAUUCAGAAUAUUUCAAUUGGAAGUGUUCUGUCUGAUCCUUCACAACCAGUAGCUGUCACAUCCAAGUUUGAGUGUCGCAUUGUCGUAUUCAAUAUCCAAGUCCCAAUCACCAAAGGUUUUCCUGUGAUAGUGCAUUGUCACAAUGUGAUGGAGCCAGCAACAAUCAAGCGAAUCAAUGCAGAAUUGAAUCGGAGCUCAGGAGCUGUGGUGAAGAAAAAGCCGCGCUGUCUGGUGAAAAACACAAGUGCUCUUGUUGUCAUAGAAACCUCUCGUCCAAUCUGUUUAGAGAAAUAUCAGGAUAUCAAGCAGCUUGGCCGCAUUAUGCUUCGGGUUUCCGGGUCAACUAUUGCAGCUGGUCUCGUCACUCAGAUUUUCUGAAUACAUUUUACUCUAAUUAUGAAGCUCAAGGAAAUUCCAAGAUUUCUUUAAUAAUAAAAAAUUUUCUGAGAACUCUAAGUUCCACUUUGAAUGGACCGCUAGUCAGAGUAUGAGGGUAUGACACUGGACACAAUACAUUUUUCUCAUCAAAAUUUAGUGUAGAAUACGUUGAACGCAUUAUGAACACUUACCAUAUUCAGCGCACAAGUUGGAAAAUUACGGUUUUUGUCUACUUUCAUUUGCACUUCCUGCUCACUGAGAAACCUGAGUCCACUCGAGGGAAAUUGAGCACUGAACUAAUUUUAGUUUAUUUUACAAUGGAAGAAUGUUUCCAUGUACUAUUUGUUUUUCUACAAGAUUAAGAGUAUAUUGUAUCAAAAGAGGAAGGAAGGUUGCGCGAAAGUAAGUUCUGGUUAUUUGCCUAACAUACAGGUUGAUUUUAUUGCCCAAUUUGGCUUGUAUUGAUUUUGGUUUUAUCACGAGCGGGUUGUUCGACUUCUCUGUUGAUAAUGUAAACUAUGAACGUUUAUUUCUCACUUAUGAGUUAAUUUUAUACAUUUUUAAAAUGUUUAAUGUGUUCUACGUUGAGUUCUGUUGAAAGAACAUGUGCUGUAGUGCUCAUUAUCUUACCCUGUCCAGUGGUCUACUAGCCACAGGCUGUACAAUAAAAAAUUUCAUGCCAAAAUAUUCAGUAAGUUUUAUUAUCAACAGUGAGAUACCAGCGUCAGGACGCUAAGCUUAUUUAUAUAGCUAAUCAUUCAAUUUUGUGAUAUAUUUAUUGAUUUACUAUGUAUUUUUUAACAAAAAAUCUUGGUACUUUUUUACAAUCUUUUCUGUAUUGAUUACAUACAGGUCGUCUUUUAGAGUAAAUUUUUUCACUCCUAUCUUAUAAGUACUCAGUUGUUUUCUAGGGCAAUUUUUCAGCGUCAUCAAAUCUUUAACAAAAUAAAGAUUUUAGGCAAAUCAUUGUAA
Bemisia tabaci is the source of this 3194-nucleotide messenger RNA. It is a transcript of the gene HBS1, whose product is annotated as translation elongation factor EF-1alpha (GTPase) HBS1. Gene Ontology annotation, molecular function: GTPase activity; GTP binding. NCBI's taxonomy places the organism in Eukaryota, Metazoa, Arthropoda, Insecta, Hemiptera, Aleyrodidae. The record is from RefSeq and is a predicted model, not a curated record.